CCGCUCUCCCUCCGCGCCAGGGCGGGCGGUGCGUGCGAGCCAUGGCUGCCGCCAACCCCUGGGAUCCAGCGCCCGCGUCAAACGCUGCUGGGCUCCUGCUGGGCAGUUUCCUAACUUCGGGGCUGGUCACUCAGCAGGAGGUGUUAAACACAUCCAGGAGAUCAGCUGCCUGCUUUGGGAACUUCUCCAGAUUACAGCAGCUCACAAAUAUUCAAGCUGAAAUCUACCAGAAAAACUUGGAAAUUGAACUCUUAAGACUAGAAAAAGAUACAGCAGAUGUUGUUCAUCCUUUCUUUUUAGCUGAGAAAUGUCAUACCCUGCAAAGCAUGAGUAGCCAUUUGGAAGCAGUGCUGAAAGAGAAGAGGUCUCUCAGGCAGAGACUGAUGAAACCUGUAUGCCAGGAAAACUUGCCUAUUGAAGCUGUUUAUCACAGAUACAUGGUACAUUUGCUGGAGUUGGCAGUGAAUUUCAUUGAGAAAUUAGAAACCCAUCUUGAAACAAUUAGAAAUAUCCCCCAUAUAGAUGCAAAUCUUAAGAACAUGAGCAAGGCUUUAGCAAAGAUGGAUAUUUUGGUAACUGAGACAGAAGAACUAGCAGAGAAUAUACUGAAGUGGCGAGAGCAACAAAGAGAAGUUUCCUCUUGUAUCCCUAAAAUAUUAACUGAGUAAAAUUAUCUUCAUGAACAUGACAGUUUAAUGCCUCCUUUACCUUUUGGAAACCCUGGUGGCCUAGUAGUUAAGAGCUAUGGCUGCUAACCAAAAGCUUGACAGUUCGGCUCCACCAGAUGCUCCUUAGAGACCAUAAGGGGCAGUUCUACUCCGUCCUGCAGGGUCACUAUGAGUUGGAAUUGACUCAGUGGCAGUGGGUUUGUUUUGCUUUGUUUUACCUUUUAAUUCUAAAGUUCAUGUCCAAACUACUAAUGCUAAAUGAACAUCACCUGUUUAUUUUUGCUUAAAACAACAACAAAAAAAACCCCACUGUCAUCAGUUGCUUACUUAUAUAUAACCAUAAGUCUGUUUCUAAUGACAUGUGACCUGAGUGUUCAUAGGCUUUGCAGCUAGCAAUACUGAAAGAACCCUCUGUAUAUUAAAGUACCAGGAUUCCAGGUUCAUUAAGACCAAACUGAAUUUUCCUUUUUUUCCCAUAAAAUUUCUUUCCACUUUUCGGUGAAACUAGUGAGGAUCAAAUAAUAGCUAUAAAAGUUUAUUGACAUGAGUGAAUUAACCAUUUCUCAGGCAACAGAGUAUUAAAUGUCUUUGUCUUAGUCAUCUAGUGCUGCUAUAACAGAAAUAUCACAAGUGGAUGGCUUUAACAAAGUGUAUUCUCUCACAGUCCGGUAAGCUAGAAGUCUGAAUUCAGGACACUGGCUCCAGGGGAGGGUUUUCUCUGUCGUCUCUGAAGGAAGGUCCUUGUCACCAGUCUUCUCUUGGUCUGGAAGCAUCUCAGCUCGGGAACCUCAGGUCCAAAGGACACGCUUUGCUCCCAGCACUGCUUUCUUGGUGGUAUGAGGUCCUGGACUCUCUGCUUGCUUCCCUUUCAUCUCUUGUAAGAUACAAGGUGGUGCAGGCCAUACCCUGGGGAAACUCCCUUUACUUUGGAUUAGGGAUGUGACCUGAGCAAGAGUGUUACAUUCCCACCCUAAUCCUCUUUAACAAAAAAUUAUAAUGACAAAAUAGAGGACAACCACAGAAUACUGGCAAUCAUGGCCUAACCAAGUUGAUACAUUUUUGGGGGGACAUAAUUCAACCCAUGACAGUCUUUAACCAUGCAUAUUCCUGAAUUGAAAGAGUCUUCUUGAACCUGAAACUGUCUAUGCCAGUUAUUCCUGUGGAAUUGUGACCAAGUGUGCAGCAAAGCGUUAACAUAGCAAGCCUGACUUUGAAAGACCUGCUUACAAGGUUGGCCCUUGACUGGCAUCUGACAAGUUAGAUUUCAGGAGUGUUCCCGUCACACUACGUGAUAAGAGUGGCUAAUUGUGUAGUUUAUGCUGAACACUUGGUUUCCUUCUGGGAGUCUAGAAUUUUGGUACAUGUGAGGUAGAGGGUGUUUACAUGAUUAGUCCCCAGUAAAAACCCAGGGCACUGCGUCUCUAAUGAGCUUCCCUGGUAGACAACAUUUCACGCUUCUUGUCAACAUGUUGCUGGAAGAAUUAAGUGCAUGCUAUAUGACUCCACAGGGAGAGGACUCUAAAAGCUUGUGCCUGGUUUCCUCUGGACUUUGCCCCACAUGCCUUUUCCCUUUGCUAUUAUUUUGCUUUGUAUCCUUUCACUGUAAUAAGUCAUAGUUGUGAGUGUGAUGAUACAUGCUGAGUCCUGUGAGUCCUCCUAGCGAAUCAUUGAACUUGGGAGUAGUUUUGGGGACCCCUAACACACUAAGCAAUUCUGGGGGGUAUUCACUGGCAGCCUUAGGUAUAGGCAGAGAAAAAAAGUAAAGAAAAACGGCACACUCUAAGAAAACCUUAGAGGUUUACCUUAUGAAGUGCUCGGAUACCUUGUGUAGUCUAAUUGUGCAUGUAACAGGGAGGUGUAUACUGAUACAGCUGACUUAGAAGGUACUGGUUUGUGUCAGUAGUGUAUGUACCCCUGGCUUAUUGUAUUUUCAGACUUGCAGUUCUCUUUAAAAUGUGUACAUAUGGUCAUGGUCCCCAAACCUUCUGUUGGCCCAGGACAGGAACCAUUCCCGAAGACAUAAUUCAACCCAUGACAGUCUUUAACCAUGCAUAUUCCUGAAUUGUAAGAGUCUUCAAUCAGACAUGGAAGGGACUGGACAGUGGGUAGGAGACAGAUGCUGAUGAAGAGUGAGCUAUUUGUAUCAGGUGGACACUUGAGACUGUGUUGGCAUCUCCUGUCUGGAGGGGGAUGGGAGGGUAGAGAGGGUUGGAAGCUGGCAAAAUUGUCAGGAAAGGAGAGACUGGAAGGGCUGACUCAUUAGUGGGAGAGCAAGUGGGAGUAUGGAGUAAGGUGUAUAUAAACUUAUAUGUGACAGACUGAUUUGAUUUGUAAACGUUCACUUGAAGCUCAAUAAAAAUUAAAAAAAAAAGUGUACAUAUGUAUUUUUGUACUGUUGGAUUCUCUAUAUUACAUGGGGUCAGUGAUCCGUGUAUUCAUCACACUUUAACACAAGAAAACUUCAGAACAUAGUAAAUAUGAGUAAAUUGUUCCUAAGCAAAUAGGAUUAUUAAAAAAAAAUCCUGGUGAAACAACCAGGGAUCAUGUUUUGAAGUCUACUUUGCUGACUUGUGCAAAUGGAAUAUAGAAGAGUGGUUAUAAUAUCUUAAGCAUCACCUAACACUUGAGCAAAGCGUUCAGUUGUAUUUCAUCAGAAAUCUGUUUAAGCUCAGCCUUGGUUUCAAUGCCUUAUUACGUGAUUUCCUGUGUUAGUUUAUAUAUAUGUAUAUAUCUUUCAUGUUAUGAAUGUUGAUAUGUCUGCUUGUUUUGUUUUUGUUUUAAUCUUUUUCAAAAUAUUGAAAUAAACCUGUAAUUUCUAACUAAAAUUUUGUAGCCCUUGUGUGAAUCCUAAGCGAACAAAGCAAUGAUUCCCUGUUUAGCUUACACAGUUAAAGCAUAGGCAGUUCGACUUAAAAAGCGUCAGUCAGGUAAACUGAGCCUGAGGUCUACUCAGAGAGAGAAGAUAAUUUAGUACUAGGGUAGAACAUCUCGCCGGACAGCGCUCACUUCAGACUCCUCCCCUCACUCCAAGCCCCUUCCCCACUUCUGUCUUCAAAGAGGAACACUGUUCCCUGGCUGGGACAGCAGAAACAGGUGUCUCCCGUUUCAUUUCGGCCCCUAAAAUUUAACCACAGA
Molecule: messenger RNA, 3803 nt
Organism: Loxodonta africana (African savanna elephant)
Lineage: Eukaryota; Metazoa; Chordata; Mammalia; Proboscidea; Elephantidae
Gene: HAUS2
Product: HAUS augmin like complex subunit 2
Exons: 6
Coding region: 42-668 (208 amino acids)
Biological process (GO): spindle assembly; centrosome cycle; microtubule nucleation
Cellular component (GO): HAUS complex; centrosome; mitotic spindle microtubule
Source: RefSeq, a predicted model, not a curated record